AUGGAUUGCCGUUCGCUACUUUUCUGCCUGGCCGUAUUUCUUGCGAUCCUUGUUACCAACAUUGAAGGACGAACGAAAAAGGUGGUCAUUCACGUGCCGUAUAAGGUGAAGAAAAUCAAACACACGCACACCGUUUUCAAGACCAUACAUCACCAUCAUUCGCAUCAUGAUCAUCAUGACUACCAUGAUCAUCUUGAACAUCUCGAUGAAAUACUGCCGGCGGAGGAGCACGAACACUUUCACCACAUGCAUCUUGAUGAGCCGCCGAUCAUUGCGCCCAAUCAUCCCAUACCAAGUAUUGUGUAUCCGGAAAUUGGAAUUCCGGAAAUAGGAAUUCCGGAAUUUUUACCAGACGCACCUUUAGAUCUUCCUCUAGCAGGUUUACCAGAUGUUCCACGUGAGACGUCAGUGAAAACAAAGCGGCUUAAAAUUCCUAAGUUCAGAUUGGAAUAG
Melitaea cinxia (Glanville fritillary) is the source of this 453-nucleotide messenger RNA. RefSeq lists its product as uncharacterized. The record is from RefSeq and is a predicted model, not a curated record. Lineage: Eukaryota; Metazoa; Arthropoda; Insecta; Lepidoptera; Nymphalidae. Bases 1 to 453 code for a protein of 150 amino acids. The transcript is spliced from 3 exons.